Saccharomyces mikatae IFO 1815 is the source of this 828-nucleotide messenger RNA. RefSeq names its product uroporphyrinogen-III synthase HEM4 (gene HEM4). The transcript has a single exon. Lineage: Eukaryota; Fungi; Ascomycota; Saccharomycetes; Saccharomycetales; Saccharomycetaceae. Gene Ontology annotation, molecular function: uroporphyrinogen-III synthase activity. Bases 1 to 828 code for a protein of 275 amino acids. Gene Ontology annotation, biological process: uroporphyrinogen III biosynthetic process. The record is from RefSeq and is a predicted model, not a curated record.
AUGGCUAGUUGCAAGAAAACCAGAGUAAUCUUGCUCAAGAAUAAAACUUCUCCCAUUGACAAUUACGAAUCGGAGUGUAAGAACAAUGCAUUUGAACCAGUAUUUGUACCACUAAUUAAGCACACUCAUGUCGUCAAGGAUUUUAAAAAUCUUUUAGAGACUAUUCCAAACUAUCUGAGUACUAUCGAAUACAUUAUUAUUACAUCUCAAAGGACUGUUGAGUCGCUCAAUGAAGCAAUCAUUCCUAUGUUAACAGGGGAACAGAAGGAUAGUUUAUUUGGAAAAACCGUUUACACUGUCGGCCCCGCUACUGCUAAUUUCAUCAGAAGAUCAGGCUUCACAAAUGUUAAAGGUGGAGAAGACGCUGGUAAUGGGUCUGUUCUUGCAGACAUUAUUAUUCAUGACUUGAGUAUAGAUCUCAGGGCUCGAUCACUGAGUGAACUAUUAUUUCUUGUUGGAGAAACCAGGAGGGAUAUCAUCCCAAAGAAAUUACACAGCAAAGGUAUAAAAGUGAGAGAGGUGGUUACUUACAAAACUGAAGAAUUAAAUGAUAGUUUUAAAAGAUUUGACAGCGCUAUGCAAUCGUACAAUGGAAAUGAAAUGACCUUGAAUUGGGUCGUAGUUUUCAGCCCCCAAGGUACUAAGGAAAUUACUCAGUACUUAAGCGUUAAUCACCGACUAUUAGAUUCUAAUCUACGGAUUGCGUCUAUCGGACCGACUACUCAACAAUACCUUGAGGACAGUAACAUAACUUCUGAUAUCGUCAGUCCAAAACCAGAUCCCAAAUCACUAUUGCAUGCUAUCGAAGUGUACCAGCGCUCUAAAUAA